Molecule: messenger RNA, 1002 nt
Organism: Gadus morhua (Atlantic cod)
Lineage: Eukaryota; Metazoa; Chordata; Actinopteri; Gadiformes; Gadidae
Product: ubiquitin-conjugating enzyme E2 E2
Exons: 6
Coding region: 180-830 (216 amino acids)
Source: RefSeq, a predicted model, not a curated record
CGCGCACUCGUGUGGGAGAGAGCGCGCUCAGAGGCGGUCCAGUGUGUCACAUUCUCUCGCAGUCAAAGCCGAAAACGAAAAGCAACGGAGAAUCGGGAGACGGGGAACAUUAUACGGAAUAUACUUUGGACCUUAUAGCUGAUUUCUUCAACUGUUGUGUGAUCGCGCUUUUGAAAAGCAUGUCCAGCGAGGUGCAGCCGAGGCCGGACCACAGCCCCAACACCAGCGGGGGCAGCUCAGACACGGAGCAGCGGGAGGCCGCCCCCGCCGAGCUUGAGGGCCAGCCCCAGGGCCAGAGCCAGAGCCAGGGCACGGAGCAGCGCGACCAGGCCCAGCCCAAGAAGAAGGAGGCCAAGAUCUCCAGCAAGACCGCCGCCAAGCUCUCCACCAGCGCCAAGAGGAUCCAGAAGGAGCUGGCAGAGAUCACCUUGGACCCACCGCCAAAUUGCAGCGCUGGUCCAAAAGGGGACAACAUCUAUGAGUGGCGCUCCACCAUCCUGGGCCCCCCGGGCUCGGUGUACGAAGGGGGGGUCUUCUUCCUGGACAUCGCCUUCACGCCAGACUACCCCUUCAAACCCCCCAAGGUGACGUUCCGCACCAGGAUCUACCACUGCAACAUCAACAGCCAGGGGGUGAUCUGUCUGGACAUCCUGAAGGACAACUGGAGUCCCGCCCUCACCAUCUCCAAGGUCCUGCUGUCCAUCUGCUCUCUGCUCACCGACUGCAACCCCGCGGACCCCCUGGUGGGCAGCAUCGCCACACAGUACCUGACCAACAGAGCGGAGCACGACAGGAUAGCCAAACAGUGGACCAAGCGUUACGCCACAUAGACUCUGGGGGACCCCCUGCACCCCCUGGCCCGUCUGUUUUCGGACCACAACACCCCUUCCCCCUCCCCCUCACACAGACACACACACACACACACACGCACACCUCAAGCCCCACAACCCAUACUCUCACACACACACACACACACACACACACACACACACACACACACAC